AUGCUCUCCUUAUCUCUUCUUCUCCUCCUCCUUCUCCUCCUCCCCCUUCUCCUCUUGUUUCCCUCCAGCCUCAAGUCCCGAGUGGUUCAAGUCAAUCUGGCGAUCCUCGCGGCACAUCCACACGACCAUCCUCACGGUCAAGUUCUGCUGGGUGCGCUGCUGGGGUGGAAGGAGCUCAGAAACAGGAACGUCCUCUCAGUCACUUGCUACAAGACUUCAGCAGGAGCAGGAGGAGCAGGAGCAGGAGCAGGAUCAGGAUCAGACGAGGAGGUGAAGGAAGGGAUCAGGCAUACCUGCUCUCGGUGGGUGGCGAGCUCGGACGUCUCCUCCUCCUUGCUCGCUCGCAGGAUCAAUGCGGCUGGUACUCACAUCCUCCUUGACAUCGACGGCUGGUCGUCGGGCUCGUCAGGCCCACACCACGUCCUGGUCAACAGUCUCCGUCCCUCCUGCCUGUCAGUCGCCAUGCUCGGCGUCGUUGGCUCUACCGGGGUAGGACAUGCGUACGACUUCCUCCUCGGCGAUCCUGUUGCCUCGCCCCCUGAAUAUGUUUGA
Molecule: messenger RNA, 552 nt
Organism: Guillardia theta CCMP2712
Lineage: Eukaryota; Cryptophyceae; Pyrenomonadales; Geminigeraceae
Exons: 2
Coding region: 1-552 (183 amino acids)
Source: RefSeq, a predicted model, not a curated record